Molecule: messenger RNA, 2536 nt
Organism: Girardinichthys multiradiatus
Lineage: Eukaryota; Metazoa; Chordata; Actinopteri; Cyprinodontiformes; Goodeidae
Gene: bmp5
Product: bone morphogenetic protein 5
Exons: 7
Coding region: 334-1716 (460 amino acids)
Biological process (GO): SMAD protein signal transduction
Cellular component (GO): extracellular region
Molecular function (GO): growth factor activity; cytokine activity
Source: RefSeq, a predicted model, not a curated record
AAUUUCUGACAUCCUGGGCGUACCUACCUCUUUUUUCCAUGUGGAGUAAGGUGAGGGACGGGGUCACCGCUUCAUAAAUAUUCGGAGACUCUGGAUAGACCUCGGAGGAGUAAAAGGGCCUAUUGCCAGAGAAAGUUCUCACACAGGACAGGAGCGCCGAUUUUUCCUGCAGACGUAUACCAACACAAGCUCCUGACUUGACGCCGUGAAACCUGUGGCUGCUCUAUUUUUUAUGGAAAGUCUAUGAAUCCGUAUUGGCAGAUUUUUUUUGUCUUUUCCACAGAGAAUGCAAUGUAGUUCAUCCUCACAUCUCUAAGAGAGCUAUUUGCCAGGAUGACAGCGCUUUAUACUCCUCUGAACCGCGCACUUUUUGCACUUGCAUGGAGCAGUCUGAGUUUUUUUUGCUGCGCUCAGUGCGCUCUCACUGACAACCAUGUGCACUCUAGCUUUAUUUACAGGAGGUUGCGCAAUCACGAGCGCAGGGAGAUCCAGAGAGAGAUCCUUUCCAUCCUGGGCUUGCCUCACCGUCCGAGGCCCUUCUCUCCCGGAAAACAGGCGUCCUCCGCGCCGCUCUUCAUGCUCGACCUCUACAACGCCAUGGCCUUUGGGGAGGAGGAGGGGGUGGCGGUGUUGAAUCGUAGCGCAGGGAAGAGCUUCAGUGCCAAGGCUCAAGGGCACUCCAAGAAAAGUUACUACAGCCCGCACCAUGCCGGUUACUCCCGUGUGUCGCAGCCCUACAGAGCGGCCCCUCUGCUGGGGCACAGUCCUGCACUAACCACGGCGCACGACACCAAUUUCCUCAAUGAUGCUGAUAUGGUUAUGAGCUUUGUCAAUUUAGUGGAGAAAGAUAAAGAUUUUUCUCACCAAAGAAGACACUACAAGGAGUUCCGUUUUGACCUGACUCAGAUCCCAGAUGGAGAGGCGGUGACCGCAGCAGAAUUUAGGAUUUAUAAGGACCGCAGUCAUGCUCGCUACAACAAUAUCACCCUGAAGGUUUCCAUAUAUCAAGUCAUCAAAGAAUAUCAAAACAAAGAUGCAGAGACAUUCUUGCUUGACUCCAAAAAGGUGCAGGCAUCUAAUGGGGGCUGGCUUGUCUUUGAUAUAACAGCCACCAGUAACCAUUGGGUGAUGAACCCGCAACAAAAUUUUGGUCUUCAGCUUUGUGUGGAAACCAUGGAUGGACGGAGUAUCAACAUAAAAUCUGCUGGAAUCGUCGGGAGGAACGGGCCGCAAUCCAAACAGCCAUUCGUCGUUGCUUUCUUUAAGGCCAGUGGGGUACUGCUCCGCUCAGUGAGAGCUGCUGGUGGGAAGAAAAAGAACCACAAUCGCAAUAAAUCUACUAAUCAACAAGAAUCAUCAAGGAUGCCAAAACCUGGAGAUUAUAACACCAGCGAACAGAAACAAGCCUGCAAAAAGCAUGAGCUUUAUGUCAGCUUUCGAGACUUGGGUUGGCAGGAUUGGAUCAUUGCACCGGAGGGCUAUGCUGCUUUUUAUUGUGACGGAGAAUGCUCUUUUCCACUCAAUGCUCAAAUGAAUGCAACAAAUCAUGCUAUUGUUCAAACCCUGGUUCAUUUAAUGUUUCCUGACAACGUGCCAAAGCCGUGCUGCGCCCCGACCAAGCUCAACGCAAUAUCAGUGCUUUACUUUGAUGACAGUUCCAAUGUUAUUCUGAAAAAAUACAGAAAUAUGGUUGUUAGAUCUUGUGGGUGCCAUUAGUUUUGAGGCAGUUUAAUAUAUGGAGCCUGAAAUGGAAACUGCUGGAAAACACAUCUGCUGCAGGUGUGAUUUGAUGUACAGUAUUAUGUAUAUAAAGCUUUAUUGAUUAAUUUAUUUCCCUUUAAAAGAAUAGCACUGAAUACUGUAAUAUUUAAGUGAUUAGUACAAAAUGUUGAUUUGAUUUUACCUGCAUUAUCAUUUCACUUGUGUGUCCGCUGGCAUAUACUUCUAUCUUUAUUUCUUCUAUGCUCAAACACUUCACUGGAGUCAUAAUGACAAUGUUGCCUUGUUCUUUUCAAGAAAGUGUGCUGUAAAUAUUUAAUGAGAGAAUUUACUUUUGUGAUAAAUUGUGUGUGAGAUGGAUCAGUAAUACAUUCGUAAAACAUACAAAAUGGUGUUGCUGAUAUAAAUUUCAUUAACAAGGGUUUGAGCUCAGUCUGAUCUUUUUUGCAUAAAUAUCACAAGCUGAACGCUAUAAAUAAAACUGGGUCAAAAUGUUCAUCAUUAUUUUAAAGCAAACUGCUCAAACCUAUUUUCAAGCAGUUUGUUAUAGAAAUGUUAUAGAAAUGUAGAAAAGUAUUUUAACAAAUGUGCAUCAUAAAGAGAUUGGUUGCCUUUCAUUGAGAAACACACAUUUUAUAUUCUAUUUUAACCUAUUUCUGUUUAUGUAACCCUCCCCAUCUAAACACUGUCAUUUUUCUGUGAACGUCUUCAUAGCUACCACCAUCUUAACUCCACACUAAUUCUAGCUUGUGUUUAGGUAGAAUAACUUAAUGAUAGAAUUUUCUGUAUUUUUAAUAAAUUUUCCACUGGAAACAUU